Messenger RNA from Caenorhabditis angaria, 647 nucleotides. NCBI's taxonomy places the organism in Eukaryota, Metazoa, Nematoda, Chromadorea, Rhabditida, Rhabditidae. The record is from the annotation of a GenBank genome assembly.
AUGCUAUUUUCCUUUAUGAUUUUAUUUUUGCUCUUUCAAGUUUCAAUUUCGUUGCCAAUUGUCGCUGAUCAAAAAUGUAAGGUUAAAAGUUAUUAUCUUCUCCAAAGUCCACUUAAAAACUUCUCAACUAAUAAAAUCAAUAAUUUUUCAGCAUGGAUUGACGAUCGUCUUUGCGUCUUGAAAAUGGGAUCAACAUGUCCAAGCGGAUUUGAAGAGGAUAACAUCAAACUGUCUGUUCAAACUGAUGUUAAUCCCAGGGUUUGUAAUUUUCAAAUCAAAUUAAAUAGAGAAAAAAUACUUCUGAAAAAAGAGAUUAGUAUGAAUCACCAAAAAGCUUUUUUGAAUGGCUUCAUUUUUCGAAAACUAAAACUUGAGUGAGUGGUUUUUUGCUCUCUCUUAUUCUCAUGAUUCUUCUAACAAUAAACAUGUAGAACAAGAAAAACUUUGUUAUCAUAAAUAAUCCAAUAAUUCUGCUCACUGAUAAAAACAAUUUUUAAUCAUUUUCAUUAUCCUAAUUUUAAUUUUUUCAGGACACUGACAUUAAUGGAGAUCGAUUGAUAAAAAUGGGGAAAGCUGGAGAAACAUCAUUGACUCGAGAUACUUAUGAUUCGGUUUAUACACUUACCUUAGUAACGUGUUGUAAAUAA